This is a messenger RNA of Racocetra persica, 752 nucleotides long. Lineage: Eukaryota; Fungi; Glomeromycota; Glomeromycetes; Diversisporales; Gigasporaceae. The record is from the annotation of a GenBank genome assembly.
AUUUUGGACAAGUCGUUGUAACCAGGGAUAUAUUAGAAUCACAUGUGCUUGGAUUUCUGAUUCUUGGGAAUUCAAAGAAGUACUACUUGUUUUACAACGUAUUCUAUAUCUCCAUAUGGGUGAAGUUAUUGCUAAACUGUUGGAUGAUGUAUUGGCGAUAGUAUACCUUUCAUCACAGCUUCAAUCAGAUGAAAACAAAUUGAAUGAUAUUUUGUGUAGUUUUGAAGAAAUAAUAACAUUACUAAGUAGAAAUACUUAUGUAACAAUUUCUUUAAUGUAUCUAGCUAUUUCAAUAUUAGUGAAGACUUUAAAAAUAUUAUUACAACACUCUUAUAUUGAAUCAGCUUUAGCGGAUAUGGGUAAAUUAACAAUUCUUGAUUUUGUGAAAAAAAUCAUUGAUGAUACGAAAGACGUUAUUAAGAUUAAAGAAGUUGAUACUUCAUUAGGAAUUAUAUACAAAACAAUUAACAUCUCAGCUCUAAUGAUUACAAUUGAAAUGCUUGAGAAAGUUAAAAAAGUAUUGUAUGAUAGUAUGUAUCAUUAUUGGAAUUCUGUUACGGAUAUCGGCAUGUUGGUAUGUUUACUUGAUCCAUGUUUUAAAAAGCUAUAUUUUGCCAACACAAACGUGGUUAUACAAACUAAAGAACACUUAAAAAGUUUGUAUGAGUUGGAAUAUGAAAUUCACCCAACUCCUAAAUGUCCAACGUCUUUGUCAAAUAUUCAGCAUAAUGAUCAUGAUGAUUUUGAAGCUG